Messenger RNA from Symbiodinium necroappetens, 1145 nucleotides. Lineage: Eukaryota; Dinophyceae; Suessiales; Symbiodiniaceae. The record is from the annotation of a GenBank genome assembly.
AUGGGCACCGAGGUGGACUUGGACCAGUUCUGUGCUGCCGGGAAUGAAGUCGAGCCGGUCCUGCGUCGGGCAAUUUGUAGGGGGCUGCAUGGUUUUCGUUUGACUGCAGCAGUCCUGGAGACGCAGGAUGCUCAGUAUCGCUUUGUUCGCUCCACCCACGACUUUGUUCAGCUUCUCUCCUCGCUGCACUCCUGCUCAGAGCCAGAGGUGCAAUGCUUCAGCAGUUAUUUGGAAGAGCCUGCGCGUGUGGACACAUCCGCCUUCGUGGUGAACACCGUGCUUCACAGCGGCUGCAAUGUUGCCAUGGAAGCCAUCGUGGAAAGUUCCGCGUUGCAGGAUUGCCGAGUGGAGCAGGGAGCUGUGUGCAGCGGCCUUAAGCGGCUGCGCGGGCUGGCCAUUCCCUCCGGCAUUUGGCUGCAGCAGGUGGCGCUGCUGCCUACAUCCGGGCAGAGCCAGGCCACCUCUCGGUGCUGCUUGCUGACCUUGGGAGUUGGCGAUGAGGUGUCUAUGCGGAAUGGAACUGUGCUGAACCAGACUUGGCAGGAGCUUUUCGCAAACACAGGACUCUGUGCCGCCGAUGUUUGGCCCGAUGGCAGAGGUACGUUACACACGGCUUGCUUAUUCCCCAUCGUUCCCUCGCAGGGAACGGCCACUGAGAGUGUCUCCAACCUGGCCUUGGUUUGGGUGGAUUACAUCCUUGCCUGCAGACAGCCUGCUGCAGCCCGCCCGUCUUGUCUGGAUCUUUGGCGGCGCUCCUGGAAGGAUUUGCUGCUGCAUUCGGAGCGCCUGUCCCUUCACGACGUGGCUUUGCGUGCUGAUGUGGGUGUGGAGUUGGAGUGGCAGGACACGAUAGCUGCAGAGGCCAAUGUGCUGCGCGUGAAACAAUUGCUGUUGGAGCAGAAGGAUGCGCCAAUCACGCACAUUCUGAAGGACGAGGUGCGUCGAGGAAGGCUGGGGUUGCUUGACAGUUUGGACGAGGUGGCCGCGAGUGAGGCAACGCCCCUGGAUGUGGCAGCACGCUCCCUUGCUCAGGUGGCGGAAGUCCUGGCCUCCAUUGCAGGGUCAGCAGGUGGAUUGCGUUCCGGCAGUGCUCGGAAUGUGCAGUGGCGGAAAGCCUUGCAGCUGCUUGCGAGCUUCGAGCCAAG